AUGAGAGCUGGGCGGCACUGGCCUGAGCCGCCUGCCAGGCUGAGAAGCGUCAUGGCCAGCAUCGCGCAGGCCUGCCUGGCUGCUCUCCUCCUGCUGCCUAUGGCCGCCGCCAUGCACUCCGACUGCAUCUUCAAGAAGGAGCAAGCCCUGUGCCUGGAGAAGAUCCAGAGGGUGAAUGACCUGAUGGGCUUGAAUGACUCCUCCCCAGGGUGCCCUGGGAUGUGGGACAACAUCACGUGUUGGAAGCCCGCCCACGUGGGUGAGAUGGUCCUCGUCAGUUGCCCUGAACUCUUCCGAAUCUUCAACCCAGACCAAGUCUGGGAAACGGAAACCAUCGGAGAGUUCGGUUUUGCAGACAGUAAAUCCUUGGAUCUCUCAGACAUGAGGGUGGUGAGCCGGAAUUGCACGGAGGAUGGGUGGUCGGAGCCAUUCCCGCAUUAUUUCGAUGCCUGUGGGUUUGAGGAGUAUGAAUAUGAGACUGGGGACCAGGAUUACUACUACCUGUCGGUGAAGGCCCUGUAUACAGUCGGCUACAGCACGUCCCUCGUCACCCUCACCACCGCCAUGGUCAUCCUGUGUCGUUUCCGGAAGCUGCACUGCACCCGCAACUUCAUCCACAUGAACCUGUUCGUGUCGUUUAUGCUGAGGGCCAUCUCCGUCUUCAUCAAAGACUGGAUCCUCUAUGCUGAGCAGGACAGCAAUCACUGCUUUGUCUCCACUGUGGAAUGCAAGGCCGUGAUGGUUUUCUUCCACUACUGCGUCGUAUCCAACUACUUCUGGCUGUUCAUCGAGGGCCUGUAUCUCUUCACCCUGCUGGUGGAGACCUUCUUCCCCGAGAGGAGAUAUUUCUACUGGUACAUCAUCAUUGGCUGGGGGACACCGACUGUGUGUGUGUCCGUGUGGGCUAUGCUGAGGCUCUACUUCGAUGACACAGGCUGCUGGGAUAUGAAUGACAACACGGCUCUGUGGUGGGUGAUCAAAGGUCCUGUAGUUGGCUCCAUAAUGGUUAACUUUGUGCUGUUCAUUGGCAUCAUUGUCAUCCUUGUGCAGAAACUUCAGUCUCCAGACAUGGGAGGCAACGAGUCCAGCAUCUACUUCAGCUGCGUGCAGAAAUGCUACUGCAAGCCACAGCGGGCUCAGCAGCACUCUUGCAAGAUGUCAGAACUGUCCACCAUUACUCUACGGCUCGCCAGGUCCACCCUGCUGCUCAUCCCACUCUUUGGAAUCCACUACACGGUCUUUGCUUUCUCCCCGGAGAACGUCAGCAAGAGGGAGAGACUCGUGUUUGAGCUGGGUCUGGGCUCCUUCCAGGGCUUUGUGGUGGCUGUUCUCUACUGUUUUCUGAAUGGAGAGGUGCAGGCGGAGAUCAAGCGGAAGUGGAGGAGCUGGAAGGUGAACCGCUACUUCACCAUGGAUUUCAAGCACCGGCAUCCGUCCCUGGCCAGCAGCGGCGUGAAUGGGGGCACCCAGCUCUCCAUCCUGAGCAAGAGCAGCUCCCAGAUCCGCAUGUCUGGCCUCCCGGCCGACAACCUGGCCACCUGA
Messenger RNA from Budorcas taxicolor (takin), 1542 nucleotides. RefSeq names its product ADCYAP receptor type I (gene ADCYAP1R1). Gene Ontology annotation, molecular function: vasoactive intestinal polypeptide receptor activity; peptide hormone binding; G protein-coupled peptide receptor activity. The transcript is spliced from 16 exons. NCBI's taxonomy places the organism in Eukaryota, Metazoa, Chordata, Mammalia, Artiodactyla, Bovidae. Gene Ontology annotation, cellular component: neuron projection; plasma membrane. The coding region runs from base 1 to 1542 and encodes 513 amino acids. Gene Ontology annotation, biological process: adenylate cyclase-modulating G protein-coupled receptor signaling pathway; cell surface receptor signaling pathway. The record is from RefSeq and is a predicted model, not a curated record.